CACCCCCCGCCCCCCCAGCACAGGCUCUGCGCUGGGAAGAGGGGGCGCAGGAAGGUGGCUCCUGGGCCGGCGGCGGGGACCCUGCGCGCACUGUCCGUGUCCCCGCGCGUCCCCCGUGGCAGCCAGGCGUGGGCUGAGCCUGCUCCUCCCCAGAGGAGCCGCAGGACCUACGGGCACUUCAGGGACCUGGGGGUUGAGGACCUGCGCCCCGAUCUCGUGGCUGCAGCCCCCCUUGUGUCCACCCACCUGGCUGCCCGCGACCCUCCCCGUGGUUAGGGAUGAGGCUGCCGGAGGCUGACCCCGAAGGUGGGGCCUCCCGCCUCCCGGGGCCGCCGCUGGCGGAGCGCGCAGCCUGCCCUCCCGUCCGCCGCCCCGUGAGGAACCCCCUCCAUCGCCGGGCAUUGCUCACCAGGUGAAACACAGUGUCUUUGACCCGAGCGCCCGGGGCAGGGCGGGCAGAUCCAGGCGUCACACCUCCAUCUGCCGGGAGAUGGCAGCCCCGGGGGUCAGGCAGGAGCCCCCUCGCAUCCCGCCCCCUGUCACUCUCAGGCCACCAGGGACGCCUGGAACCCACCACCAGGAGGCGCCGCCUCGCUGCCACAGCCACCAGCACGAUCCUGAGGCGCUCUCGCAGCCCCCGUGGGAGAAGGAUCUGGUGGACCUGCAUGCCCAAGACGUGGAGGAGGUCCAGGUGGGCAGGGACGCCUGCUGGCCAGAUUCGGAGUCGGAGCCCGAGCAGGCGCUAAGGUCUCCCCUGCGGACGGGGUCUCCCCUGCCGGACCCUGCAGACGGGGCGGACCAGGGCGGGGCGCUGAGGGCCCUGUUGAGGGGCCUCCCCUGCAGACCCGCGUGUGCGGACAGCUUUGCGCAGGCGCCGGGCCUGGAGCAGCCGGCGGGCCAGCCGCCCGGGCCCAGGUCCUGCUCCCAGAAGAGGGGCGCCGGCCGCAGGACGCUCGUGCCGCCGGGCGCCGUGGGCACCGAGGGCGGCCCGGAGCUGGGGGACUCGGGCCGCGGGGGGCGGCACCGGUGCGAGGCCUGCGGCAAGAGCUUCAGGUACCAGUCGCUGCUGCUGAAGCACCAGCGCAUCCACACGGGCGAGCGGCCCUACGCCUGCCCCGAGUGCGGCAAGCGCUUCCGCGGCUGGUCCGGCUUCAUCCAGCACCGCCGCCUGCACACGGGCGAGCGGCCCUACGAGUGCGGCCAGUGCGGCCGCGCCUUCAGCCACAGCUCGCACUUCACGCAGCACCUGCGCGUGCACAACGGCGAGAAGCCCUACGAGUGCGGCGAGUGCGGCCAGGCCUUCAGCCAGAGCUCCAACCUGGCGCGGCACCGGCGGCUGCACACGGGCGAGCGGCCCUACGCCUGCGGCCAGUGCGGCAAGGCCUUCGUCUGGAGCUCCGUGCUGAUCGAGCACCAGCGCAUCCACACGGGCGAGAAGCCCUACGAGUGCGGCGCCUGCGGCAAGGCCUUCCGCGGCCGCUCGCACUUCUUCCGGCACCUGCGGACGCACACGGGCGAGCGGCCCUUCGCCUGCGGCGCCUGCGGCAAGGCCUUCGGCCAGAGCUCACAGCUCAUCCAGCACCAGCGCGUGCACUCGCGCGAGUAGCGCCCGGCUGGGCCUCGAGCCGGAGGGGGCAGGGGCUGCAGCCUUCGCUCCCUUCCCAGCUGGCACCGCACGGAGCGUCCCGAAUAAAUUCCUUUUCAUUGACGGAAA
Myotis daubentonii (Daubenton's bat) is the source of this 1714-nucleotide messenger RNA. RefSeq names its product GLI family zinc finger 4 (gene GLI4). Gene Ontology annotation, biological process: regulation of transcription by RNA polymerase II. The record is from RefSeq and is a predicted model, not a curated record. NCBI's taxonomy places the organism in Eukaryota, Metazoa, Chordata, Mammalia, Chiroptera, Vespertilionidae. Gene Ontology annotation, molecular function: DNA-binding transcription factor activity, RNA polymerase II-specific; RNA polymerase II cis-regulatory region sequence-specific DNA binding.